UUUAUGAUCAUUUUCUUAAGUAUCAAUAUCAUAAUAUAUAUUCUUUCAAUAAUAAUACUUAGUUGUUGUUGUUUUGUCUUGUUAAGUAAUAACAGAAAGAAAGAAAGAAAGAUAGAAAGAAGGGAAUUGUGUGUACUUACCAUGGAAUUUGUUAUUUCAAUUGGAGCCAAAAUAGCUGACUAUACAGUUGCACCAGUGGGACGGCAGUUGGGUUAUCUGUUUCGCUACACAACCAACGUAAGUGAACUCCGGACUCAAUUGGAAGAUUUGAACAAUGCCACACAAAGAAUGGAACGCCGUGUCAAUGAAGCCCUGAAUAACUGUCAUGAAAUCGAGGCUGAUGUCCAAACAUGGCAGAAGAACGCUGAACAAAUCUCUGGAGAGGCCACCACUUUUCUUAACCCCCAAACUCAUGCAAAGGCCUUGUGCUCUUGUGGAUCCCCUCAUCAUUUGGUGACGCGACACCGACUCAGUAGGAAAGCAAACAAGAUGUCAAUCAACGUACGUGAACUGCUCUCCAAGAAUAAAGAAUUUGAUUCCAAAUCGAUUUCGUUUCCUCGUCGACCAGAAGAUUCCUCUGCAACACCAACGAAAGGGUACGAGAGUUUUUAUUCAAGGGGGGAAAUUCUGAAGAGCAUAUUGGCAGCUGUUGGAGAUGGUAAUAGGAAGAGGAUAGGGUUGCAUGGAAUGGGUGGAAUUGGCAAGACUAUGCUUGCCAAAGAAAUUACUAGACUAGCUCAGGAAGACAAGUUGUUUAGUAAGGUGGUCAUGACAACUGUUUCUCAAACACCAAAUAUAAAAGAGAUUCAACAACAUAUUGCCGAAAAGCUUGGUUUGAAGUUGGAAGAGAAAGACAGUACGGGCAAGAGAGCAGAACUUCUUCGAAUGCGAUUGAAGCAAGACGAAAGCAAGAUUCUAUUAAUCCUUGACGAUAUUUGGAAUGAACUUGAUCUAGAAGCUAUUGGAAUCCACGAAGAGUGCAGGAUGCUAAUAACCUCUAGAGAUCAACAAGUUUUACGCAACUUCAUGGGUGUGGCGGAGAGUAAUGUGUUCUUAAUUGGUGCUUUAGAGUCGAGUGAAGCCAUCAAUUUGUUCAUAAAAAUCAUUGGAGACACUAAAACAGAUUACAUUAAUGCUUUGGCACUUGAGAUUGUUAAUGAAUGUGGAGGCUUGCCAAUUGCCAUUGCAACAGUGGCGCAUGCUUUGAAAUACAAAAAGGAGGAGGCCAUAUGGAAGGAUGCAUUACGACGACUAAAGAGUUCAGAUGUGAAUGAUAAAGUCUACUCGAGCAUUAAGUUGAGUUACGAUUUUCUUGGAAGUCAUGAGGAGGAAGCCAAAUCAUUAUUAUUGCUCUGUGCUUUACAUAAGGAAGAUGAAGAAAUACAAGUGGAAGACCUGAUGAGAUACAGCAUGGGUUGGCGCUUGCUUCAAGGCAUCUACGCAGUGAGUGAAGCAAGAAACAGGGUGAAUUCAUUGGUUGAUACACUGAAAUCUCAUUGUCUGUUGUUGGAUGGUACAAGUACAAGUGAUGAAGUGAAGAUGCACGAUGUCAUUCGAGAUGUUUGCAUAAAAAUUGCAAAGGAAGAUCAUGGGCAUGGGCAUAUGAUGAUGAAUAAUAUUACUAGUGCUGCUAUGUAUGAAGAAUUUGUAUUCCAUGAAAGACAUAAAGCAUCUAAAGCAAUUUCUUUUCUUGACUAUGGUCAUUUUGAUAAUCUUCCUCAAAAAUUGGAUUGUCCUAUGCUAGAAUUACUUCUUCUAUCUAGUGGGUCUUAUUUGGAAUCAAUUCCGAAUGAAUUUUUUGAACAAACAAGGCAGCUUCAAGUUUUGUGUAUGAAUCGUACAUGGAUAGGAUCAUUACCUUCGUCUUUUGCUUCUCUUCAAAAUCUCCAAACAUUACGUUUGCGUGAUUCUUCUCUGGAAGAUAUAGCAGUGAUUGGUGAGUUAAAGAAUUUAAAAGCUCUUGAUCUGUCUUACUGUCAUUCCAUUGAGCGGUUGCCAAAAGAAAUAGGAGCAUUGACGCUUUUGCAAGUGCUAGAUCUACGAGAAUGUUAUAAACUAAGAGUGAUAGAGGCAAAUGUCAUUUCAAAUUUGACACAGAUAGAAGAGCUCUAUCUUCCUCAUGAAUUUGAAGGAUGGGAUGAGAUUAUUAAUGAAGAAGGUGGAGUAAGAAAUGGCAGUCUUAUUGAAAUAAAGAGUUUGCAACGACUAACUGCUUUACAUUUAUAUGUACCAAGACAACAUGUUCUGCCACAGGGUUUGUUUUCUGAAAAAUUGGAGAGAUACAAUAUAUCUAUUGGAGUUAAAAAUUCCAAUAUGUAUGGAGUUAUAACUUCAAGCAAGAUGUUGCGCCUACAACUCUACCAACUGGAUCAAAUAUAUGGGAGUGGACUGGAUUUGGUGAUGAAAGGAUCCGAAUAUUUAUCAUUAGAUGGAUUGAAUUGUGUCAACAAUGUUUUUCAUGACCUCCAUAAAGAUGGUUUUCCUAGAUUAAAGGAAUUGAGUUUUGGGAAUAAUGAUGGGUUCCAUUAUAUCAUUAAUUCCACUCAUCAUCAAGCCUUUCCAUCUUUGGAGUCACUACGCCUUAGUGGGUUAAGAAGCUUGGAAAGCAUUAUAUGUCAUGGUGGUAAUAAUAAACUCCCAAUAGGCUCCUUCAAUCAAUUGAGAGAGGUGUAUGUGAGGUGUUGUGGUAGAUUAAAGAAUUUGUUCCCUUUGAGUGUGGCCAAACUACUUCAUCAGAUUACAGUACAAGAAUGUGAGAUGAUAGAAGAGAUCAUAGUGAGAGAAGAUGGUGAUGAAGUUGGCCAUAACAUUGAUGGUGAUGAUGAUCACUCUUCUUCUUUGCAAUUACGUUCCUUGCAUUUAGAGUAUUUACCAAAGUUGGUCCAAUUCUAUUGCUCCAACCACAGGGCAGUUUGGGAGUCAGAUCAUUCGAAGCCUUUAUUCAGUGAAACGGUUUGUUUUCCUAACUUGGAGGAUUUAACCAUUAAGAAAAUGGACAUAGAAAUGUUAUGGCCAGAACAGCUUAUGUUAUCAUCAACAUCAAGUUUUUACAUGCAAAACUUAACAAGCUUAAAAGUGGGAAGCUGCCAUAAUUUAAAGUAUCUAUUCUCUUCCUCUGUUGCUCAAAAGUUUGUAAACCUCAAGAAAAUAAAAGUCGAAGAUUGUGAGGGAAUGGAAGACAUAAUAAGAGUAGUAGAUCAACCUGGAGAAGAAGAAAGUACUCAUCAUCAUCAUGAUCAGAUAGAAAGGAUUGAUUUGCUCCCUAAAUUACAAUCUGUUAAGCUUGUUGGCCUUUCAUCCUUGCAAACAUUUUGUACUGCAACAAAUUCAUCAUUAUGUAUGGUAUUUCCACUCCUAUCAAAGCUACUAAUAAAGGACUGUUCAACAAUGGAGGAACAAGCAACAUUAUCAACACAAGAACCUUUCUUCAAUAAAAAGGUUUCUUUUCCUAAAUUGGAGGAUUUGACUAUGAUAAGAACCAACAUAGAAAAGUUAUGGCCAGACCAACUUAUGCUAUCAUCAUCAUCAUCAAGUUCUUACAUGCAAAACUUAACAACCUUAGAAUUGGAAAGGUGCGAUAAUUUGAAGUAUGUAUUCUCUUUCUCUCUUGCUCAAAAGUUUGUAAACUUACAGAGUAUACGAGUCAAAGAUUGUGAGGCAAUGGAAGACAUAAUAAGAGUAGUGGAUCAACCUGGAGAAGAAGAAACUACUCAUCAUAAUCAGAUGAAAAGGAUUGAUUUGUUCCCUAAAUUAGAAUUUCUUCACCUUCAUGGCCUUUCAUCCCUCCAAAAAUUUUCUAGUGCUGAAAAGACUUCAUUUCCAAACUUAAAAGUGUUGACUGUUCAGAAUUGUAACAAAAUGAAGUCUCUGUUAUCAUCUGCCAUGGCUCGAAACCUUGUACAACUUGAGAGCUUACAUGUAAAUGAAUGUGUGAAGAUGGAAGAGGUAAUAGUGAGUGAUGAGGAAUAUUCAUCAUCAUCAUCAUCAUUAGGUGGCACUAAUAUUGAAGCAAUAAUACCAUUUCAAAAACUUGAAUAUCUCCAUCUUUGGAGUCUUCCAAACCUUAAAAGGUUUUGUAAAGGAGAUAAUUGCAUUGAAUGUCCAUUGUUGUCUAAAAUGAUUGUAUUGGGUUGUCCUAAACUGAAGGAGUUUAUGGGUGAUAAAAGGGCAUCAUCAUCAUCCUUAUCAUGUACUACUACUACUACUACUACUGAUAAUAAUGUUAUUGGUGAAGAAAUGGAUAGCAUGGUGUCCACUCCUAAUACACAAAGUCUGUUCAAACACAAUAAUAAGGUAAUUUUUCCUAUGCUAAAGGAAUUAAAGAGUGAUUGGAGUGAAGGAAUUAAGGAGAUAUUUGAGAUGAGUGGUAAUAGUGAUUCAAUGAUAUUGUUUCCUAACCUCUCCACAAUAAAGUGUAGAUCUCGUGAUGAACCAAUUAGUGUACCAAAUUUGAAGUUAUUCCUUCACAAAUAUCAUACAAUCCGUACACUUAAAUUGUGUGGCUCCUUUGUAAAUAUAAGUAGUGGUGGUGAUGGUGAAUUGAUCAACUACACUACACCUUCUUCUUCUUUGAAGGAACUAUUCAUUAAAGAUGUUGAUAUGGUUGAUGAUGUGUUUGGGGUGGAACCAUCAUCACAUAAUAAUAAUAAUAAUAUUGUUCUCUUAUUUCCAAAUUUAAAAAGAGUAAAGGUUAGGGGAUGUAUGAGAUUACAGAGCUUUGCACCCUCCUUUAUGUCUUUCCCCAACUUAAAAACUCUACAAGUAUCAACAUGCCAUGGGCUGAGGUAUUUAUUGUCUUCCUCAACAGCAACCACUCUUGUACAAUUGCAACGAAUGGUAAUAACAGAUUGUGAUGAAAUGAAGGAGAUUAUUAUUAAUCAUAAUGGUAAUGAAGAAGAGGAAGAAGAAAAAGACUCCCUAAUUGUUUUGCAAAAUUUGAAGCAACUAGAACUUCAAAAUUUACCCAGUCUCCAAAGCUUCUACUCAGGAAAUAAAGUUAUUUUGAGUUUCCCAAAUUUGGAAGAAUUAUAUAUCUACAGGUGUUCUAGGAUGGGGAGAUUUUCAGAUGGGAUCGUAAACACCUCUGCAUCAUUAUUGAACACAAUUAAGGUUGAUGAAGAAAUAAUUCGUGUGGAAAGAGAUGAUGUUAAUGCAACCUUGGCAAAACAUUUCAAUUUGGGAUUACCACACUUAUUUGCUCAUCAAAUGGAUGAUGAUGAUGAUGAUGAUGAAGCAUAAUUAUAUGUAUAUCCAAAGUUUGUUGUAAGAGGAAUUCAUUAUAUUAUCAUGUGAAGGGAAAGGAAAGGAAUAAUACUAUUGAGUUUGACUAUGACUACAUACAAUCUUAUAAUAUUAUUAAAUCAUUGUUACUUUGUUACUUAAUUAAUCUAGUAAUUAUUGGUUUUA
Molecule: messenger RNA, 5406 nt
Organism: Cannabis sativa
Lineage: Eukaryota; Viridiplantae; Streptophyta; Magnoliopsida; Rosales; Cannabaceae
Product: disease resistance protein At4g27190-like
Exons: 7
Coding region: 4-5238 (1744 amino acids)
Molecular function (GO): ADP binding; ATP hydrolysis activity
Source: RefSeq, a predicted model, not a curated record